Messenger RNA from Hyalella azteca, 1008 nucleotides. RefSeq lists its product as uncharacterized. The coding region runs from base 1 to 1008 and encodes 335 amino acids. NCBI's taxonomy places the organism in Eukaryota, Metazoa, Arthropoda, Malacostraca, Amphipoda, Hyalellidae. The record is from RefSeq and is a predicted model, not a curated record. The transcript has a single exon.
AUGAGAAGGAAGUACUGCAGGGCAGUCAUAAACAAGCUGGACACCACAAGGAACGAGAGUGAUAACAUAGAGGAUAUAUGGGAGCAGCAGAAAAAUGCCUAUACAAAAGCGGCAGAAGAGGUGCUUGGGUACAAGAAAAGGGUGAACAAACCAUGGAUCAGCAACGAUACUUGGAGGCUGAUCGACGAGAGAAGAACUGCCAAGGUACGGGUAGAAAGCACCCGAUCAGAAAGAAUUAAAAACAGAAUGAGAGAAGAGUACAGAGAAAAGGACAGGGAAGUGAAGAGGAGCGUAAGAGAAGACAAAAGAAUGUGGAUGUCGGAAAAAGCGGCGAAAGCACAGAACGCAGCAGAAAACGGAAGACAAAAAGAAUUGUACAGUAUAGUGAAGCGGCUGACAGGACAGAGUACCAGCACCAGGCAAACUGCAGCAGUGAAGAGUGUGAACGGGGAGCUGCUGAAGAGCAAAGAGGCCAGAAUGGCUAGAUGGAAGGAACAUUUUCAGGAAGUUCUCAACAGAGAAGCACCAGAGGAACCACCAGAGGAAGUGGGAGAGGAAGGACAGGAGCUCGAUAUCUCAGUUGAGGCACCAGAUGUGGCGGAAACAAGGGCCGCACUGAAGACCCUCAGGAAUGGAGGUGCCCCUAGCUGGGCAGACGAAAUUUCAGCCGAAAUGCUUAAAGCAGAUACCGAACGGACCAGCUUAGAGUUGAAGUGGAUAUUUGACUUGAUUUGGGACCAAGAGACGGUGCCGACACAGUGGACCAAGGGACUCAUUUGCAAAAUCCCGAAACGAGGGAACCUUCAGGACUGUGGAAACUGGAGGGGAGUUACAUUGUUGCCCCUGGCCAGCAAGGUGCUCAGCAAGAUCCUCAUCAACAGAAUACAAGGUGGAGUGGAUACAUUGCUCAGGAAGGAACAAGCAGGCUUCAGGAGGGUGACGUCCAAGCCUUGUGCGCCGUAUGGCGCGGAGAGAGCGGAACAUGUAUCGACUUUUACAAUUCAAUGA